AGUGUGUGCUUUUCUGCGUGCGAGUGUGUGUUGAACUGAGCGGAGGUGAAGAAGAGGAGGAUGAAGCUGGGAGCGGAGGAUGGGAGGAAGAGUGGACUCUGCUUGUUGUGCCCGGAGCCGGCUUUGUUUCGCGGCGGGGGUGUCUACGAUAAAUGAAGGAAUAAAAUAGAUCCCAUCGACCUUUUUCUACCCAAUCGGGGAAUACCCUGGGACUGCUUUUGAUAAAGAUUACGAGAGAAUGGCGGCCAACAUGUACCGAGUGGGAGAUUAUGUGUACUUUGAGAACUCCUCAAGCAACCCUUACCUGAUCCGCAGAAUAGAAGAACUCAACAAGACAGCCAAUGGGAAUGUGGAGGCGAAGGUGGUGUGUCUGUUCAGGAGGCGAGACAUCUCAGGCAACCUCAACACCCUGGCUGACAGCAAUGCAAGAGAAUUUGAGGAGGAAUCAAAGCAACCGACACUGUCUGAACAACACAAACACCAGCUCAAACACAGAGAACUCUUCCUGUCUCGACAGUUUGAAUCUCUACCUGCUACUCACAUACGGGGUAAAUGUAACGUCACCCUCCUCAAUGAAACAGACGUCUUGGCCACCUACCUGGAUAAAGAGGACUGUUUCUUCUACUCGUUGGUUUUCGACCCAGUCCAAAAGACCCUGCUGGCGGACCAGGGCGAGAUCCGGGUGGGCUCUAAGUACCAAGCAGAGAUCCCUGACAAGCUAGCUGAGGGUGAAUCAGACGGCCGGGUCCAGGAGAAGCUGGAGACCAAGGUGUGGGACCCCAGCAACCACCUCAAAGACCCUCAGAUCGACCAGUUCCUGGUGGUGGCAAGAGCUGUGGGGACAUUCGCCCGGGCCCUGGACUGCAGCAGCUCCAUCCGCCAACCCAGCCUACAUAUGAGUGCAGCUGCAGCCUCUAGAGACAUCACACUGUUCCAUGCUAUGGACACGUUGCAGAAGAACAACUAUGACCUGGCCAAAGCCAUGUCCACCCUGGUUCCUCAGGGGGGUCCGGUGCUCUGCCGCGAUGAGAUGGAGGAGUGGAGCGCCUCAGAGGCCAUGCUGUUUGAGGAGGCUCUGGAGAAAUACGGCAAAGACUUCAACGACAUCCGCCAGGACUUUCUGCCCUGGAAGUCUCUAGCCAGUGUGGUCCAGUUCUACUACAUGUGGAAGACUACCGACCGCUACAUCCAACAGAAGCGACUAAAGGCAGCAGAGGCGGACAGCAAGCUGAAGCAGGUGUACAUCCCCACCUACACCAAACCCAACCCAAACCAGAUCAUGGUGCCAGGCAGCAAGCCUGGCAUGAACGGGGCAGCAGGCUUUCAGAAAGGACUCAGCUGUGAGAGCUGCCACACGGCCCAGUCGCCUCAGUGGUAUGCCUGGGGGCCUCCCAACAUGCAGUGCAGGCUGUGCGCCUCCUGCUGGAUCUACUGGAAGAAGUAUGGAGGCCUGAAGACCCCCACACAGCUAGAGGGCGCUGCAAGAGCUGGCUCUGAGUCAGGCCCCCGCGGUCACAUGACACGCCAGGAGGUCCAGGGUAUGUCGCCAUUCACCCGCAACGAGGGUCGAGCCAAGCUGCUGGCCAAGAACCGGCAGACAUUCAUCCUGCAGACCACCAAGCUGACCCGCGUUGCUCGGCGGGUUUGUGAGGACAUCCUGCAGCCUCGCCGUGCCGCACGGCGGCCCUACGCCUCCAUCAAUGCCAACGCUGUCAAGGCUGAGUGUAUUAUCAGGCUGCCCAAAGCCACAAAAACACCCAUAAAGAGCAAGUUGGUGCCUCGACAGUCAUUGGCCACCAUAGUGAAGGAUUUAGCCAUCUCAGCUCCUCUGAAACUGAAGGCUUCGAGAGGACCCCCGACACCCAUCAACAGGAAUCAGGCCAGCCAGCCCCGUGUGGGCCAAAGCCUGCUGGGAAAAAGAGUUUUUGACAGCGCUGCAGGGGUGCCAUACCCAGCCAAUGGGAGGCCGUAUACUUCAGGUAUGAGGACCACCUCUCAGUCGGUCAUCAAGCGUCAGAAGGUCAGCCAGGGAGAAGCACCCAACCCUGUGGUGUUUGUGGCUACAAAGGACACCAGGGCUCUGAGGAAACAUCUGACCCAGUCAGAGAUGCGUCGGGCAGCGAGGAAACCUCAUCUCCUCGUCCGGAUCAAGCUGCCACCGCCCCCCCGCUCCCUGGCCAUGCCCCUGCUUCCUUCCAGCACCAGCGAACCAAUCGUCCUGGAGGACUGAAGGGGAGGGACUGGGGGGUCUUUUAACGGGACAUGGGGGUUGGGUGGGAGUUGGAGAGGGUCUGUGCUCGGGCCGUCACCUAACAGGCAGCACAGUACGCCAUACCAGUAGUCUUUUAUUUUCCCUCUUUUCAGCGUCAUUUUUCUUUAGUCCUCUGUUGCUUCCCAAAAGUUGUCCAACUCACACACACACACACACACACACACACACACACAAGCACUUAGAUGACUGUACAUUUCUAUCAUAUUGAACACACACUGACACUCACACAACAGUGUUGGGCUUUGUAGUAUUUUAUUCCAGAUCCUGAAUUAUUUUGCUCCCCUUUUCAAUACCACCUGUGUUUAAAUGUGUAAUUUAAAUCAAGAUAUCUCUCAUCCUGAAACAAUGGUGAUAAAGCACACUUUGUUUUUCCUCCACGUCUCAGUUUUGUGUAAAUAUAUACAUCAUUAAAGGGGUGAGACCCACAGUAUGUGAGGUGAAUGGUGGUAGAGAGGUGGAAAUGGGAGACUCUGGGACAGCUGUAGCAGGCUGAAGGUCUGAUUUUAUUUGAAGAUUUCACUCAUACACACUUCUAUUGAGAGAUGUCCUCAGUCAGUGUGAACACGUGUUUAAUCCACCUACAUCCCUUUUACUUUUCUCUCCGAGUCUGUAACUUGUCAGCUUUUUCUGUCUUCGGUCAGGAGCCAAACACAAGCCGGUUGGAGUGUUUAAUAAAUUCUGACAGGCCCUAGAGGUUCACCCAAUCUGUACCGCUUAUUAUUUUACAUACUAUGGACGUCCACCAGUGUCAAAAAUAUUUGGUGAGCACAAAACAACUUGAGCAGUGUGAAAGUCCAGGUUUUAAAGUGUGCAGAGACAGGUGUGCAAGUACAGAACAAAGCUGUAGACAAAAGUGAAGAUGGAAUGUAGAGUGUAAUUAAUGUUUUGAGUUGGCAAAGUAUUGUACUAUAUUUAAACAAGCAGUAGGGCUUGGUUUGCCCAUUAGUGUCACACAGUCAUUAGACACUCAAAGUGUCACCCUGUUACACCAUGCCUUCUUAGAAAUAAUUUCAGUUUCCUUUUAUUGUCAUUUUAUUUAUUAAAAAUGCCCAUCGCAGUUCAAGCCCAAAGGGGACGUCUUCAAUUGCUUGUUUUGACCAGCUGAUAGUCCAAAACGCAGAUCAGUUUACUAUGACUUAAAUAAUUUAAAUGAGUAAUCAGUCCUCAAAACUGUUGAAGUCAGCUGAAGUAAAUAUGGGCAUAACAGCUACACGGGUUAUAUUAAGUUGUUUAACUUUUCUCUUGCUUUCAGAAUCUACCCAAACGUGUAAAUUAGAGUAAAUUUAAAACUGAGACUAAAACUGUGCACAAAUUCAGGAUUUUGGUGUCUUUACUGAUCCCUGUCUGUCUACUUCUUACUAAUCCUGGCAACCUUAAAUAGUUGAUACAAUUCAGAAUCUACCCAGACAGGUGGAUCACACCUUAUCUGACAUACUUAUCUUGACAUAACUGCUUACAUUUGUUUUAUGCUCACUUGAUAAUUUUGUUAAUAAUAACCCUCCACUUUCGCCAAGCAUCACAGAAGUAAGUGAACAAGAGUUGCUGUUGCAGUCAAGCAACAUUUCUUUUGUCUGCUGACAGUUGAUUGCCACGCUUUCAUAGGCACUCUUAGCCGGUUUAAAGAGAACCUGCUGUUCUCUUGACCUCACACCAAGCAGUUUGAACAGGCAGUCUGGACUCAAGGGGAACAGGAUUAUUUCUCAAAGAAGUCUGGAGGUUUACAGUGUAGGAGGGAUCAUAUGGAGUAUUUGAGGAAAUUCAAAUAAUUGUGCUUACCGUGGAUUUACACAAGUUACUGUGUGACUUGCCAUGAUGAGAGAACACAUUUGGCUUUGAGGUACUGUUUUGAGUCUGCAAAUGUCCAAAAUAAAGCCAUAAUGUAAAAAAAAAUGAUAAGGUUGACGUCCACUGUGAGUGGACACUUUAACCCUGAAGUAAGGGUAGACUAAAGCCUCAGCAUUUCUGACAAUGUAGAGUUUAGUUGGUUUGAAAUGAAACUGACGCAAUUAUGUUACUGGUCAGUUAAUAGUCUGUUAAUAAAGCAGCAAUAUGUAAAUGUACGAAAGACAAUUAGGGCCAAAAAAAAGUACUGAAAUUAAUGUUCAAAAUUGCAAAGUGACGUAAAUUAAAGUUGUAGUUUUCCUCCAAAUAUUGACUCAUUGAGAAACGUUUUCAUAUGGCCUUAAUCCUCUGUAAAUGUCUGAUGCAGAACAGAUGUGACGUUUAUGAUGUUUGGGUAUAACGAUGUGAAAGAAAUCUUCAGCUGUUUCAACUUUUGCUUUAUUUAAUUCCUCCUGUUUGUACCAUUAUGAAAGGGUGAGUACUAAAAGUAAGUUGUUAAUUGGAUAAUUAUAAUUCCUCUGUACCUUCAGCCUGUGAAACCCCACAGCAGCAAGUGACUACACUGGUUUUAUAAGCAAUUUGGUCCCAAUGUGGGCUUUGUAACAUUUCUCAAAAAAAGAAAUUGAAGUGUUGAGUUUGUAGCAAAUACUAAUCUGUGUAAAGAAAAGUGGAAAACUGGCAUAUUUUAAGCUUUUAUUUUUUUCUUUUUUACAUCUAAAGUGUGUAAUUCUGCUCCAGUAUGGUGGAGAUGGCUCUAAUAGGCUACUGUACAUGUAUAACAUUGCUCUCCUUCAUAGGGUGGGUGGGCUGGUCAUUUGAACCAGGGGCGACAUUCAAAAGGGAUUGGGUGCUGAUUUUUGUAUGAUGGAGAGACAAACAUGCUACAAUUGAAACUUUUUCUCAAGUGUUUUUUAUUCCAAUGUCUCUGUAUCCUUUAAUGUAUCUUGAUAAGAAAAGAAAUAAAGAUUUUUCUUUCUUCGUGGUCA
Messenger RNA from Micropterus dolomieu (smallmouth bass), 5100 nucleotides. It is a transcript of the gene mta2, whose product is annotated as metastasis associated 1 family, member 2. The record is from RefSeq and is a predicted model, not a curated record. NCBI's taxonomy places the organism in Eukaryota, Metazoa, Chordata, Actinopteri, Centrarchiformes, Centrarchidae. The transcript has 19 exons. Gene Ontology annotation, molecular function: histone deacetylase binding; chromatin binding; transcription corepressor activity. Gene Ontology annotation, cellular component: NuRD complex; nucleoplasm. Gene Ontology annotation, biological process: negative regulation of transcription by RNA polymerase II. Bases 239 to 2230 code for a protein of 663 amino acids.